CGGGAGGCGGCGUCCGUCGCUCCAGCUGCGAGUCCGCCCGCCGCCCGCCGCCGCCGCCGCCGGCUCGGUCCCGCGCCCGCCGCCCGCCUUCGCCCGCCAUGGCCCGCCUAACGGAGAGCGAGGCGCGCCGGCAGCAGCAGCAGCUCCUGCAGCCGCGGCCCUCGCCAGUGGGCAGCAGCGGCCCCGAGCCCCCCGGGGGGCAGCCCGACGGCAUGAAGGACCUGGACGCCAUCAAGCUCUUCGUGGGCCAGAUCCCGCGCAACCUGGACGAGAAGGACCUCAAGCCGCUCUUCGAGCAGUUCGGCCGCAUCUAUGAGCUCACGGUGCUCAAAGACCCCUACACGGGCAUGCACAAAGGCUGUGCCUUUCUCACCUACUGUGCCAGGGACUCCGCCAUCAAAGCUCAGACUGCCCUGCACGAACAGAAGACCUUGCCCGGGAUGGCACGGCCAAUCCAGGUGAAGCCUGCGGACAGCGAAAGCCGAGGAGGUAGGGACCGGAAGCUGUUUGUGGGGAUGCUGAACAAGCAGCAGUCAGAGGAGGACGUGCUGCGGCUGUUCCAGCCCUUCGGGGUCAUAGACGAGUGCACCGUGCUCCGGGGGCCCGACGGCAGCAGCAAAGGCUGUGCCUUCGUGAAGUUCUCCUCCCAUACGGAGGCUCAGGCGGCCAUCCACGCCCUGCAUGGCAGCCAGACCAUGCCGGGUGCCUCCUCCAGCCUGGUGGUCAAGUUUGCUGACACGGACAAGGAGCGGACGCUGCGGCGCAUGCAGCAGAUGGUGGGCCAGCUGGGCAUCCUGACGCCGUCCCUCACCCUGCCCUUCAGCCCCUACAGUGCCUACGCCCAGGCUCUCAUGCAGCAGCAGACAACGGUCCUGUCCACCUCAGGCAGCUACCUGAGCCCUGGCGUGGCCUUCUCACCCUGCCACAUCCAGCAGAUCGGCGCCGUCAGCCUUAACGGGCUGCCCGCCACACCCAUCGCCCCUGCCUCUGGACUGCACUCGCCCCCGCUGCUCGGCACCACCGCCGUGCCCGGCCUUGUGGCUCCGAUCACCAACGGCUUCGCAGGUGUUGUGCCCUUCCCUGGCGGGCACCCCGCCCUAGAAACCGUAUAUGCCAAUGGCCUUGUGCCCUACCCAGCUCAGAGCCCGACGGUGGCCGAGACCCUUCAUCCCGCCUUCUCCGGAGUACAGCAGUACACAGCCAUGUACCCCACCGCGGCCAUCACGCCCAUCGCGCACAGCGUCCCCCAGCCGCCGCCCCUCCUGCAGCAGCAGCAGCGAGAAGGUCCCGAAGGCUGUAACCUGUUUAUCUACCACCUCCCCCAGGAGUUUGGAGACACGGAGCUGACGCAGAUGUUCCUGCCCUUCGGCAAUAUCAUCUCCUCCAAGGUGUUUAUGGAUCGGGCCACCAACCAGAGCAAAUGUUUUGGCUUCGUGAGCUUUGACAACCCGGCCAGCGCGCAGACCGCCAUCCAGGCCAUGAACGGCUUUCAGAUCGGCAUGAAGAGGCUCAAAGUGCAGCUGAAGCGGCCCAAAGAUCCGGGACACCCCUACUGACCGGCCCACAGCGCCCCGAGGCUGCGGGCUUGGCCCAGGUGAGCCGCCAGGCGGCCCCGCCCCUGCUCCCGCCCCCACCCCGGUCUUGUCCGCACCCCCUCCUCAUUCUCCAAACCCUCCCGAGGCUGGGGGGAUGCUGCAAGAGGCUACAAGGAGCCCCCAGGUUUGGUUGACGGGGACAGAGCUGGACGAAGACACCCCCAAUCCCCCCCCACCCCCCACCCCCGUGGUCAGGGCUGGAACCGGAGCAGUAGGAUGGGGUUGGGGAGGGUAGUUAGGGAAUCCUUCCUGGAGAAGGCUUUGAAGGAUGAAAAAAAGUUCACCUGAGAGAUGGGGCUUGGUCUGGGGUGGGGGCGGGCUCUGGGGAGGUGUUGCUGUCCUGUCCUAAGAAUCUGUUCUCUCAGCUGGGCCCCUCUGGGAGCUCUUCAUUUGGCAUAAUUCAUACCCAGUGGGUUGAUGGGAGAGUGGAAUAUUUGCCCCACCCGACAGCAUGCGGCGGGGUGUGUGUGUCGGAAAUCCCCUCGAACAGAUGAGCAAAUCCCCAAGAGUGUUUGUGCCAUCAGAGUGAACACCUCUGUCAACUCAUCGCUUCUUUGGGGAAUGAGCCGUGAGCCUCAGGGGCCAAUGGGGAAACUUAUAAGUGAGCCCAAGCCUUGGCAAGCCUCAUCUGUGAAAUGGGCCCGUGCCUGUGGCCUCUUCCAGGGGUCGCGGGGCGGAUUCACGGGGCACUCGGUGUUUUCCCGGCUGAGCCCAGGACCAGCCACCUGGAAAGCUCUGGAUAAGUCGUUUUGAUAUUUUCCUCUUAACCGCCGUCACCAUCAUCAUCACAGAGGCUCCUCUGGGGUCUGGUGCGAAGCAGGUGCUCAGUGAGGGGCCGCUCCCAGACCCUGCCGGGGCAGCACCCACAGAUUCGAGGGUGUUCAGUCACCGGGUCGUGGGUCGUCGGGGGCGCGCUCGCGGAAAUCCGCCACCAGAAGCCAACAACAGGAUUUCGGCGUGCUUUGAACAUGCUGACAGCAAAUCCUCACUAAGCACCUACUGUGCGCCAGACACUGUUUCCAGCACCACGAACGAACAGAAAUGGGGGCGGGGAACCGCUUCGUGGAGCUUCAGGGGCAGGGAGCUGGGAAGAGGAGGCAGAAAGAAAUGUUUGUCCCCAGUGGCCGGAUGAGGACACGGGCUUGGCGACCCUCGGUCCCUUCCAAGCCGGGUGUGUCAGCCUCCAGACCCCGAAAUGGACUCUUUCUGCAAAGGUGGGGGCCCUUGGUUCCCAGACCCCAGCCUGGCCAGGGCAGGGGGUGGGUGGGAGGUGAUGUCGUCGGCCGACGUGACUCUCCCGCUCCCAGCGCCGCGCCCUAACGCCCCUCCCUUCUCCGCCAGGUGAGGGGCCUUCCCACUUCCAACCGAUCCAGGACUUUUACGUAAAUUACAACUGAGUUUGGACACCAGCCCCCCCCUUCCCCCCGACCCCCUCCCCAUAAUGUGAAACGCUGCCCAAGGCCACAUGGAAUGGGGAGGGGGCUUCAUGGUCUGCGGGGGACUCCUGAGUUGGGGGCCAAGGGGUUCACUGCCCCCUCCUGGGAGAUUUCCUCGCUCCCACCUUCCUCCCACACACACAACCUUUGUGGCUUCCCCAAAUGAAAUCGCAACUUUUCCUAUAUAUAUAUAUGCAUAUAUAUAUAGAGCUAUAGACAGUAUAUAUAUUUUUUGAGUAUAGAUCAAGGGACCAAACUUUUCCGACUUCCUUCCAUCCAAGAGAAGGUGACCCUGGGCCGGUCACUCAGCAGGGACGCUCAGAAGGGCUGAGGCUGGCGGGGCAGCCCAGUGUCCCCCACCUCCCGCUGUCAUGUCAGACCAGGGCGCUGGCCAAGCACUGGGAAUCAUCAGCCAACGCGAUAUACCUCCAGGACUUUUGACACCCCCCUCCCCCCGCCAUCGACGAUUCUCGCGAGCCUGUGGGCUCAGCCGGCUUCAGUGUCCCUGGUCCUAGCUGCAGCUUCUGGAACCCCCAUCCCCUUCGUUCCAGGGCCCUGCCUUCCCCAGUUGUAGGCACAAAACAGACCCCUUGGCCUCUCCCACCCUCUCCCCUCCCCAGUCAUAGCCUUACUCAUGUGACCAGUAGCCCUUAGCUUUCCGUCGGGGACAGACAGGGUCGGGGGAGCCCCCCACCCCUGGAGCCCCUUCCCAAGGGUAGGCGGCCACCCUCCCUGCCUUUGGAUCACCAGCCUGGAAUUCACAAUCUCAUGACCAAGAUCGCCACGUGCACUGGACAAGCCCAGCUUGCACGGGCUCAGCAUCCCUUCACCGGAGAUACCUCUACAAAGUUUUUUUUGUUUUUUUAAUCUUUCUGAGCAGGUACAAAGAAGAAAAGAAAUGGGGGGGAAAAUCAAACGACAGUGGAUUUUUGUUUCCUAGUUGGGGUGGGGAGGGAAAUCCUGUGGGGUGCCUCUGUAUAGCUACCCAAACCGUGAAAACCCCCCUUGAAGCACAGAGUCAAGUUCGGGUUUUUUUUGUUUUUGUUUUUUGUUUUUUGGACAUCCGGUGGGGCCUCGCGCCAGACGAGGCACCAGUGAACUUCAUAAACUCAAGAAAAAAAAAUUUUUUGAAAAGAAAAACAAAGCAUUCCCUUUUGUUUCUACCAAAAUGUGUUGACCGACCCAGAAAAAAAAGAAAAAAGAAAUAGCAAAAAAAAAAAAGAAAAAAGAAAAAAAAAAAGAAAAAGAAAAAAUAUCUUCUGACCAACCUGUUUCGAUAUUCCAGAGUUUGAUAAUUGUUCCGAGACCCUGUCUAGUGCGCCUGUGUCCUGUGCGUCUGCGUGUGCGUGCGCGUGUGCUCAGGGGUGGCGGGGCCUCGGCCGUGUCUGUCCCGCCCAGCCCCCGCCAGGCCUGCUUAGGAGUGCGUGCUGGCGUGCAGUGGCGUGUGUCCUCUGGUCCAUGUUUACCGGCUGUAAAUACCAUUUUUAUACUCCACAUCAAAGACCUACGUGAUUUGUACGAUGUACUUUAUUUCUGCUACAAGUAAUUUCAUGAAGUUUCAACUUGCAAACCGACUUUUGGAGACAAACCGCGCCACACACACACGCACACAGAGAGAGAAAGAAAGAGGAGAAAAAGACUUGGAGGGAACUUUGGGUUGACUUGGUUUGAAUCUCGAGGUCCCUGUCACUGUGGCGUGUUUCAGGUGAGAAGCUGCAGACUUCAUCUUCAUGUCCAAAACGCCUCUCUUUGGUCUGGAGAAACUGAAAGUUUAUUUAAUAAAAAUUUUACUUGCUAAA
This is a messenger RNA of Orcinus orca (killer whale), 4830 nucleotides long. RefSeq names its product CUGBP Elav-like family member 5 (gene CELF5). Gene Ontology annotation, cellular component: ribonucleoprotein complex; nucleus; cytoplasm. The transcript is spliced from 12 exons. NCBI's taxonomy places the organism in Eukaryota, Metazoa, Chordata, Mammalia, Artiodactyla, Delphinidae. Gene Ontology annotation, biological process: regulation of alternative mRNA splicing, via spliceosome; mRNA splice site recognition. Bases 99 to 1556 code for a protein of 485 amino acids. Gene Ontology annotation, molecular function: mRNA binding. The record is from RefSeq and is a predicted model, not a curated record.